AUGUGGCGUAAUUUGCCGAAUUUGGUGUCGUCGGCGCUCAGGUAAGGAAGUUGUUUGUGAUUAUGACGUAUUCUCAAUGUUUUAGAAGCCAAAAUGUGGCGGCGACACGUUUUUCGAGCGCAAUGAAGCAGUUUUUCGACGACGAGGCGAAUUUCGGAAAAGCCGAACUGCGUCCUAAGUAUCGGCCGGGCAGAUCGUGGACUGAAGACGAGCUGCGACUCAAAUCUAACUCGGAUUUGCAUAAAUUGUGGUGAACAUUUGAAUUUUCGGGAGUUGUUAGACAAGUUUCGAACAUUUUGCAGGUAUGUGUGCUUGAAGGAGCGAAACAUGCUGAUAACGAUGAAAAAGGCGCACAUUUCACGUGCGCGCAAUCUGCCGAACCCGGAAAGAAUCGAUCGUGUACAGGAGGUGGGCGAAUUGACGGAAAAGUUGAAAGUUUUUAAUUUUUCAAGUCUUUCAACACUAUUAAUAGCUCAAGAAACUUUGAGAUGCUUCUAAAAAAUAUUAGAAAAAUGGACAGAUUUAAAAACAAUUUACAAAUACUUCCAGACUAUGGAUCGCAUCGAAUCUGUCGUUCACGAGCGAAACGACGCGGUCUUCCGGCUGGAAACUGGCGAAUCGGCGACUCCGAGGGACCGGACCAUCACUUCGUUCGCCGGUUUCACCUACAAGUCGGUUUUGUGAAAGACAAAUUUCUGCUAAAAAUGCGACCGUUUUGCCGAUGUUUCCCAUAAAAAUCGUAAUUCUUUGCAGAAAACCAUCAAAAGAACACUUUGGGCCGCCGAAGUCGGGCGAAAAAGAGUACGAAACGCCGUUUUUGGACGAAGAUGCGUACGUGAUGCAGAAAUUGUGGAACGAGAAGGAAUUCAUGAAGAAUAGAGACAGGUAUGUGGAGUCGUUUAGACAAGAGAUGGAUACGAGCGGGUUUUAAGCAGAAAUUUAUUUGCCUUUCCUAAUUUUUCAAAAAUUUGCAGGUUGGACGACGAGAAGAGACGGGCGGAACGAACGGAAGACAUGAUUCGGUUCCGACGAGGCGCCCCGCGGGUCUUCAAUCGAUAA
This is a messenger RNA of Caenorhabditis sp. 36 PRJEB53466, 1059 nucleotides long. NCBI's taxonomy places the organism in Eukaryota, Metazoa, Nematoda, Chromadorea, Rhabditida, Rhabditidae. The record is from the annotation of a GenBank genome assembly.